AUGUCCACAUUCAGGCAGGAAGAUGUGGAAGACCAUUAUGAGAUGGGGGAGGAGCUGGGCAGCGGCCAGUUUGCCAUUGUGCGGAAAUGCCGGCAGAAGGGCACUGGGAAGGAGUACGCAGCCAAGUUCAUCAAGAAACGCCGCCUGUCAUCCAGCCGGCGGGGGGUCAGCAGGGAGGAGAUCGAGCGGGAGGUGAACAUCCUGCGGGAGAUUCGGCACCCCAACAUCAUCACUCUGCAUGACAUCUUUGAGAAUAAGACCGAUGUGGUGCUCAUCCUGGAGCUGGUUUCCGGCGGGGAGCUCUUUGAUUUCUUGGCUGAGAAGGAGUCGCUGACAGAGGAUGAGGCCACUCAGUUCCUCAAGCAGAUCCUGGACGGCGUCCACUACCUACACUCCAAGCGCAUCGCCCACUUUGACCUCAAGCCCGAAAACAUCAUGCUCCUAGACAAGAACGUGCCCAACCCACGAAUCAAGCUCAUUGACUUUGGCAUCGCUCACAAGAUUGAAGCCGGGAACGAGUUCAAAAACAUCUUUGGCACCCCAGAAUUUGUCGCUCCGGAGAUUGUCAACUAUGAACCCCUGGGUCUGGAGGCGGACAUGUGGAGCAUUGGCGUCAUCACCUAUAUCCUUUUGAGUGGCGCGUCCCCAUUCCUGGGUGAGACCAAGCAGGAGACCCUGACCAAUAUCUCCGCCGUGAACUACGACUUCGAUGAGGAGUACUUUAGCAACACCAGCGAGCUGGCCAAGGACUUCAUUCGCCGGCUGCUUGUCAAGGACCCCAAGAGGAGAAUGACCAUCUCCCAGAGCCUGGAGCAUUCCUGGAUCAAGGCCAUCAGGCGGCGGAACGUGCGGAGGGAAGACAGUGGCCGGAAACCGGAGCGGCGGCGCCUGAAGACGGCCCGCCUCAAGGAGUACACCAUCAAGUCCCAUUCGAGCAUGCCCCCCAACAACACCUACAUCAACUUCGAGCGCUUCUCCAAGGUGCUGGAGGAGGUGGCGGCGGCCGAGGAGGGCCUGCGUGGGCUGGAGCACAGCCGGCGGCUCUUCCACGAGGACAUCGAGGCCCUGACGGCCAUCUACGAGGAGAAGGAGGCCUGGUACAGGGAGGAGAACGAGAGCAUUGGCCAGGACCUGCGGCGGCUGCGGCAAGAGCUGCACAAGACCGAGGCCCUCCGGCGGCAGGCCCAGGAGGCGGCCCAGGGCGCCCUGCUAGGGGCCAGCGGGCUCAAGCGCCGCUUCCGCCGCCUCGAGAACCGCUACGAGGCUCUGGCCAAGCAGGUGUCCUCCGAGAUGCGGUUUGUGCAGGAUCUGGUCCGCGCCAUGGAGCAGGAGAAGCAGCAGGAGGUGGAGUGUGGCCUCCGCUAG
Molecule: messenger RNA, 1365 nt
Organism: Pipistrellus nathusii (Nathusius's pipistrelle)
Lineage: Eukaryota; Metazoa; Chordata; Mammalia; Chiroptera; Vespertilionidae
Source: the annotation of a GenBank genome assembly